AUGGGCGUCUCUGCCUCACCCACCUUUACCAAAGAACAACACGGUAAAGAAGGGUCAGACGAGAUCGUCGUCGUCGAAGCGCCCAUGCUCGAAAAAGAAAAGGCAAACGUCGAGUAUAUCGUGCGCAACUUUGGGUAUCCAGAGGAGGAUGUGAAAGAGUGGAUGUCGACGGUGGGGUAUCCUGUAGAUGUGGCCGUCGUACCACUCCAAGUCGUCGUGCAAACACUCGAGUUGAUGUAUUGGAACAGGCUGGUGUGGUCAACCGACCUCAACAGGGAUUCGAACCAACCACAUUUGCAAUGGGCAAUAUCUGUCGCUUCGAAGUUGCUUGAUAUCGCAGGGAGAGAGAAAGAGGAGAGAUGUACAGGCAAAGACAUGACUCCAGCUUGUUUAAUCGAGAUUUGCCACAAAGAUCCGUCUCGCUCCUCCAUACCAGCUCUUCGGCGGCUCGAGUGCCACCACGAAGCAUACCAGCACAAUACCAGAGGGUGUACUCACUCUCUCGCCACUCGUCAUCGCAUUAUCACCCAUACAAGGGCCUUAUACAUUGAGAUGUAUACUCCCUUCCAUCCUCUAUUGAUCACUCUCUUCUGGACAAAGCAGAUGCACCUGAGAGUGUAUAAGAAUAGUUGUGGCGAGAGAGUUUGGUUUGGGUCCAAGUUACUGGAUUGGGAAGAGGCAUAA
This is a messenger RNA of Acaulospora colombiana, 684 nucleotides long. Lineage: Eukaryota; Fungi; Glomeromycota; Glomeromycetes; Diversisporales; Acaulosporaceae. The record is from the annotation of a GenBank genome assembly.